This is a messenger RNA of Chenopodium quinoa (quinoa), 1865 nucleotides long. RefSeq names its product agamous-like MADS-box protein AGL27. Gene Ontology annotation, molecular function: RNA polymerase II cis-regulatory region sequence-specific DNA binding; protein dimerization activity; DNA-binding transcription factor activity, RNA polymerase II-specific. Bases 222 to 1121 code for a protein of 299 amino acids. NCBI's taxonomy places the organism in Eukaryota, Viridiplantae, Streptophyta, Magnoliopsida, Caryophyllales, Amaranthaceae. The record is from RefSeq and is a predicted model, not a curated record. Gene Ontology annotation, cellular component: nucleus. Gene Ontology annotation, biological process: positive regulation of transcription by RNA polymerase II. The transcript is spliced from 10 exons.
UCCAAAUAAUUAAAAAAACCACGUGUAGUUUAAAAAAUCCGUCCAAUCAAAAAAAUCAUGUCCUCCAAUUGUGUGUGUCAAAAUUUAUUGCUCCCUAUCUCUCUCUCACUCAACAAAACCAAACAGUAUAUUGGGGAUUCUUUUCUAUUUCUCAUAAUAAUUAACUUGAUUCAACUUCUCAUCUUCAACCAAAUUAGAGAUAAGUGUAUGAGAUCCAAGCGAUGGGAAGAAGGAAGAUUGAGAUGAAGCGAAUUGAAGAUAAAAGCAGCCGUCAAGUAACGUUUUCAAAACGGCGUUCUGGAUUGAUCAAGAAGGCUCGAGAACUUUCCGUUCUGUGUGAGGUUGAUGUUGCGGUUCUCGUCUUCUCUAAUCGUGGUCGCCUUUACGAAUUCGUUAGCGGCUCCUCUUCUUCCUCCAAUUUGUCUCAGAUUCUUAAGCGCUACCAAGAUUCUAUCGCCACAGAUGGGAAAGCUUCAAUGGUUGUUGAUGAAACAGAGAGUUCCCCUUCUACAUGCACAGAAGUUCAAACAUGUAGUGAACUAGUAAAAACAGUUGAAAGGUAUCUAGAAGGCCCAGAUAUUGAGAAACUUAGUCUGGAUGAUUUCAUGCAGAUGGAGAGGCAACUAGCUGAUGCCCUUCUACAGACAAGAAACCGAAAGGCUCAGCUUAUGCUAGAAUCUGUGGCUGCACUACGUGAAAAGGAGAGGGCGCUGAAACUAGAGAAUGAACAGCUGAAGGAUGAGGUUGCAAAAUUGAUGGGCAAUUCCAACAGAGGAAACCAGACCGAUUUAGAUUUAAAUGGUGUGAUGGAGGAGGGAGUGGAGGGUGAUGAUAUACGAGGCCCUCAGCCGGCUGCAAUAUUGAUGGGUAAUUCCAACAAUGAAAACAAUGCAGAUCUGGAUUUAAACAACGUGGUGGAGGCGAGUUCUCAUAUACAAUCCCCUCAGCCGGUUGCAAAAUUGAUGGUCAAUUUUAACAGUGGAAACCAAACAGAUUUAGAGUCAAACAACGUCGAGGAGGUGGGUGCACAUAUAGCAUGCCCUCAAUCGGCAGGGAAAAUCAGCAAUAUACUGAACAGACAGAGAACACGAAGACUUGGGUAUACUCGACUAGAACUAUAAAUAUUCGGACAGGCUUGACAGCUGAAUCCAGGCGAGGGUAGACGAAUACAGGUACAUUAUGUUGGUGCCUAAGACAUGUUAUCCUACUGAUAAGGUUUCAAACUAAUACCUCCCCUCUACGGACUACGGCCUCUAGUCAGUUAAGGUGUUCCACAUUGUAUAUCAUAUUGUAUAUCAAAAUCUUUUCGUUAGACCGGAAUCAUAAGGAUCCAUUACAUAAGUAAUCUUACCCUUAACCAGUCAAUUAUACUAUAAGUUCCAAUUUUCUAAAUAGCAUCCUUUGUUAGGGUUAGUUUUGUAUAAAUUUAUUAUCAUCAUAUACAGUCUAAAAUAAAAAAAAUUAAAAAAAAAAAAAGGCAAAUUAAUUGCAGUUAUCUGAAAUAAUCUGUUUCAUGCAAGUUAGCAAAUUACUAACAGUUAAAAAUGAAUGACAAUUGUAAUGAAAUGAAUGAUAUAAAAAGAAAUGCUUCGUGAUUGAAAUGAAAUAGAUUAAAAUUACUGUAAUUCAAAAUUUAAAUUGUAAAAUCAAUUGAAAUAAACAAUUAAAAUAGAAUGAAAUUACUUACCGUAAAUUGCAAUGCCUCAGGAUUUGAAACUCUGUUAUUGCACGCUUGAUUUGUUCCAUUGUCAGUCAAUUCAUCCAAGAGAUUGAAGUCUUCAAAAAGUUGAAAUUCCAAGUAUAAAGAUAUAUCUUCGGGUAAAUCUGUAAAAAGUAGCUUUAUGAGUUUGAUGAUGUAAUUUGAC